Molecule: messenger RNA, 2855 nt
Organism: Acipenser ruthenus (sterlet)
Lineage: Eukaryota; Metazoa; Chordata; Actinopteri; Acipenseriformes; Acipenseridae
Product: globoside alpha-1,3-N-acetylgalactosaminyltransferase 1-like
Exons: 7
Coding region: 1095-2168 (357 amino acids)
Biological process (GO): carbohydrate metabolic process
Cellular component (GO): Golgi apparatus; membrane; vesicle
Molecular function (GO): hexosyltransferase activity
Source: RefSeq, a predicted model, not a curated record
GUCCUUUUGGGUUUUGUGAUGCAAUUUGUCUUCAUGUUUUUGAAUGUAAUGCUCAGUACAAUGUAACAAGCUUCUGGGUGGAAAGUGUUCAAACUAGCAUGCAUGCCAACAGUCCCUAUAUGGUCGGGACAGUCCCGAUUUCCUAGAAAAUGUCCCGCGUCCCGAUAUUUACCCAUAGGAAAAAAAAAAUUCUGCACAGCAGUUAGUGAAAACCACGCGCUGUGCUCUUCAUGCGGCUGACACAUCUGCUGAUCACUAACGUAUACAAAAGUAAGAACGGUUCAGAACGCCUAUUUUUACUGUCAUGAUGGUUGUGUCGUGUCGGGGUGGUGGAUACGUCUAUUAUAUGAUAGAGUGUUUUUUGCGACUACAAUACUGUUAACUACUAAUAAUGCAGGAAGGACGUCUUUUCAUUCCCUUUAAUUUGAGGGGACUCGGCACUGGUGGUUCUUAGGGGCGAGCAGGGAUAUUGAGGAGUAGGGACACAGUGGGUACAAUGUGUUAUUUUACGUAGUAGGACCUGGGCGCACACUGAAAAAUAAAAUAAACAGUGUUCUUCUCAGAGUGUUUUUAGAACCUAUUCGGAAUACCGUCCACCCCUUCCCUGUUUUGUACUUGUUGUGGUCCAAUGAGAACGGUGUCGAGCUCCCUUUACUCCCUUUAAACCUCAGAGCUACAAACAUCUUGGGAAUGGAGGUUGUUUGUGCGUGUGAAAUAUCCGUAACUCUGACAAACAUAGUUUUCGACGAUGUUCACAGUAAUGCAGUACUCAUAGUUAGUGUAUUUUUUUUAACGGUACUAUAAAUGGAAAAAAGCUACAUUUAACUUACCAUUGACAUUUUCCCUGCAGCAAAAACACAGUUUUAAACGUCAAGGCUUGAAAAAGCAAAACAAACCGUGCUUUAUUUAAAACUAAAAUGUUCUCAGUAAAAUUGCACGCACUUGUUUUGAAAUCUGACGCACCUUAUAUAGGAGCGUCUACCUGUUGGCGUGAUUUCAUCAUACUUCCGGUAUAUGAGCCUUCAAUAUUUAGUCCGUUGUUCGUUUUCUGCGCCUGAGAGGCUGUUAUUCAUGUUUUUUUUUUUUUGCGUCCCAUGUCACAACUUUCACCCGGAACAAUGUUGAUAAAAGGACGGUCCUGCCUGGUCUUUGGUUUCACUGUCACCGUUGGGAUGUUUACAGUGGUCUAUGUGUUCCAUUCCAACAGCACUCUGCUUUCAGUCCCCAAAUACACAACCCCGAACCCUGAGCCUGUUCCCAUUCAAAGAGAAAAGGUACCAGUGAGGAUCGAUAGCUAUUCGAAGAGUUUACGUUAUCCACAGCCGCAAUCCUUGAAGUCACCGAGAUCGGAUGUGAUGACGGUCACCCCUUGGUUAGCAACUGUAGUCUGGGAUGGAACCUUCGACUCUUCCAUAAUCGACAGCCUGUACCAGCCACAGAACCUCACGAUAGGAACCACUGUGUUCGCUAUUGGAAAGUACACCCGGUUUAUCAAAGGAUUCCUGGAGACAGCGGAGAAGCACUUCCUGGUGGGCUACAAGGUGAACUACUACAUCUUCACUGACAAGCCCGAUGAAGUGCCAAGUGUGGCCCUGGGUAUGCAGAGAAACCUCAGCGUCAUCACUGUGUCCAAAUUCUUCCGCUGGCAGGAGAUCUCCAUGAGGAGGAUGGAGAGGAUCCUGAACACCAUCGAGGAGCGCCUCCUGAAGGAGGUGGACUACCUUUACUGCCUCGACGUGGACAUGCUCUUCCACAACCACUGGGGGGCGGAGGUGCUGAGCACCCUUGUGGCUGCAAUUCACCCAGGCUACUACAAGAAUCCCAGGGAGGUGUUUCCAUACGAGCGCCGGCCUGCUUCCCAGGCCUACGUGCCGCUGGACCAGGGAGAUUUCUACUAUGCUGGAGCCAUGAUUGGGGGGCUUAUCGAAAACGUGCGUGCGCUAACCAGGACCUGCCACCAGGCUAUACUGAUAGACAAGCAGAAUGACAUUGAAGCGGCCUGGCAGGAAGAGAGCCACCUAAAUAAGUACUUCUUGCAGCACAAGCCCACCAAGCUGCUGUCACCAGAGUACCUGUGGGACGACACGAAGCCCAAGCCGCCUGAGAUCCACUUCAUUCGCUUCUCAACCGUGUUGAAAAACUACGCAGAGGUCCGGGAGAAUGUUUAGAUAAGGGGCACGUUUCAGAUGACGUGGGAGUCUCUGUUAUUGUAGAGCAUCUUGGUACGGAUCUGAAGUAACACAGUGCUCUUAAGUGAUAUAUUGUUCUUGUUUAGAAUCACUCUGUAUGUCAUGUCUUGCUUCAGUCAGCAUGUCCUGCUGAUAAAAUCAUCCCUUUGGCAUCUCUAGAGCUCUCAAACAUGUCUGCUCUCAAAAUCACAACAGGCAAUACCAUUGAGGUUACCAGACAUCCCAGGAAAGCUGGAAUUUUCCAAAUUUUUAGCCUUCAUUUUUUGUCCCGCUCAGAUCAAACUGUAUCUUGUUCUGCUGUAAAUGCCUGGAAGGCUUAAAGUUGCCUGCAACUUCUAGUUUUAGUUUAGUUGUUGCACCUUUAAUUUUCCCUUUAUUUAGUUAUUAGUAUAUUUCCAAUAAAACUGUUCCUUAAUAUUCACUAAACGUUGUUGUCUCAUUAUUUCAAUAGUGGUGGGUUCAACAUGAUUUGAAUUCAAAUAAACUAUUAUAUGAGCAGCAGUGUGGAGUAGCGGUUAGGGCUCUGGACUCCUGACUGGAGGGUCGUGGGUUCAAUCCCAGGCGAGGGACACUGCUGCUGUACCCUUGAGCAAGGUUCUUUACCUAGAUUGCUCCAGUAAAAAUCCAACUGUAUAAAAGGGUAAUUGUAUGUAAAAAUAAUGUGAU